GCGCGCGCGAGUCCGAGGGCGUGCAUGUGUAAAACAAGAGGAUUGGAACACGAGCAGCGGUGUUCGCCGUACGUUUGCAGCGGUCGGUCGGUCCUUAGUCGCUUCAGGUAACGCUCAUAUGUGUGGAAGAUGGCGACGGAUAAACAUAAACAUGAAGGCGGCAGAGUGAAAAUCGGACAUUACAUUCUCGGAGACACGCUGGGAGUCGGGACGUUUGGGAAAGUGAAAGUGGGCCAGCAUGAACUGACUAAGCACCAGGUAGCUGUGAAGAUCCUGAACAGGCAGAAGAUCCGCAGUCUGGAUGUAGUGGGCAAGAUUCGCCGUGAGAUCCAGAACCUCAAGCUCUUUAGACACCCACACAUAAUUAAACUGUACCAAGUGAUUUGCACACCAACUGACAUUUUUAUGGUUAUGGAAUAUGUGUCUGGGGGAGAGCUCUUUGACUAUAUUUGCAAAAAUGGAAAGCUCGAUGAGAAGGAGAGCCGUCGUCUGUUCCAGCAGAUUAUUUCAGCAGUGGACUACUGCCACAGACACAUGGUGGUACAUCGAGACCUCAAGCCAGAGAACGUCCUCCUGGAUGCUCAUAUGAAUGCGAAAAUCGCCGACUUUGGAUUGUCAAAUAUGAUGUCGGAUGGGGAGUUCUUGCGGACCAGUUGUGGCUCCCCGAAUUAUGCAGCUCCAGAAGUCAUCUCAGGGAGGCUGUAUGCAGGACCUGAAGUGGAUAUCUGGAGCAGUGGAGUGAUCCUGUAUGCACUGUUGUGUGGAACGCUGCCCUUUGAUGAUGACCACGUGCCAACACUCUUCAAGAAGAUCUGUGAUGGCAUCUUCUUCACCCCACAGUACUUGAACCCUUCAGUUAUCAGCCUUCUCAAACACAUGCUGCAGGUGGACCCCAUGAAGAGAGCCACCAUUAAAGAGAUUCGGGAGGAUGAGUGGUUUAAACAGGACCUACCGAAGUAUCUAUUUCCAGAGGACGCAUCUUACAGUACCAAUAUGAUUGAUGAAGAAGCACUAAAGGAGGUGUGUGAGAAGUUUGAGUGCACAGAAGAGGAGGUGCUCAACUGUCUUUACAGUCGAAUGAAUCAGGAUCCUCUUGCAGUUGCCUACCAUCUGAUCAUAGAUAAUCGGCGCAUUAUGAGUGAAGCCAAAGAUUUCUACCUGGCCACAAGUCCCCCUGACUCCUUCCUUGAUGAUCUGCCUGCUCACCACUUCGCCAAGCCUCACCCAGAGCGAGUGCCAUUCAUGGUGGCUGAAGCUCAACCACCACGACCACGUCAUACUCUGGAUGAACUGAACCCCCAAAAGUCUAAACACCUGGGAGUCCGCCGUGCUAAGUGGCAUUUAGGCAUUCGUAGCCAGAGCAGGCCUAAUGAUAUCAUGAGUGAAGUGUGCCGGGCCAUGAAGCAGCUCGACUAUGAGUGGAAGGUUGUCAAUCCCUAUUAUCUCCGUGUGCGGAGGAAGAACCCAGUUACGGGCCUGCAAACCAAGAUGAGCCUGCAGCUUUACCAAGUGGACAGCAGGACCUAUCUGCUUGACUUCAGGAGCAUUGAUGAUGAUAUUUUGGAGACAAAGUCAGGUUCUGCUACACCACAUCGCUCUGGCUCAGUUGGCAACUACCGUACUACCCUAAAGAAUGAUAAGGGUGAGCGGAACGGAUCAGAGGAGGGAAUAAAGGGCGAAGGCUCAGCCCCUUCUACACCUCCAGUGGGUGGGGCUAAGCAGGCUGAGGGCUCCCUUGCUUCUUCGCUGACUUCUUCAGUUGAGUCAGCAGGAGGAGAGACAUAUCCACGGCCUGGCAGUCACACCAUUGAAUUCUUCGAGAUGUGUGCUAACCUCAUCAAGCUGCUGGCGCGAUAACUUAACGUUGCUCUGACACCUUUUUUUUUUUUUUUUCCCUCACUCCUUCUUUGUCUUUCUGUUCCUCUCUCACUUCUUGGAUUUUCUACCUCUUUGUCUUUCUGUCUUUAGCAGACUUGAUUUUUUUCUCCCAUUUCUCUCUCUCUCUCUCUCUCUCUCUCUCUCUCUCUCUCUCUCUCUCUCUCUCUCUCCAUCUUACCUCUCUUCUUUCUUUCUUUCUUUCUUUCUUGAGUGUCUUUAGAGCAAUAAGCAUGCAAGCAGACAUCUAACGUCUCUAUGAAUUUCACACGCACAACCAAGCUGACUGGUCUGUGGUACUGCUGCGAUCUGUUUGAUGGAUGAGUAGGUGAAGGCAGAGUCGAGUCUCUUCAGAAAGGGAAUGCAUGUUUUUCAUGCCACAGCCAAGAAGUCUAAAAGAUUGUCAAGCCACUUUAUACUAUAUAUAGAAUAUUCUUUUAGAGCUGGUUUUACAAUUGUUCAGUGGUGGGCUUGUUGGCCAUUGGUUGAGGUGUUCAAAUGUUAUACACUGAGUUAGUUGUACUGUAUAUAACGACACCACAGGUAAAGAGCGAAUGAGGCAGAAUGCACUUUUGCACAGGUUUUUUUUCCUCUUGCUUCUGCUGGCCAAUGUUAUAAAAGAAGCAAGUAAUUCAAGGAAGGGGCCAUCUUAAUGAAUGAACAUGUAAUGACGGGGCUAACUUUGAUCAAGUGGGUAAUGAAGUGGCAUUCUUUAAUGAGUGGGCCAAUUUUAACUUGUUCAUUCUGAGGAAGUGCAAUGACCCUUCCUCUAACCAUUUUCAUAGAAAAUUUCUUUUUUGAUGUUAACAAUCUUGAUUUUUAAUACUAAGUUCUGUUUUUUUCUUCACAUCAUAUUAGACUUCUUUGCAUUGCUCACAUUUUACACAUAUAGAUAUAAGUAUAUACAGAAUAAAAAGGCAUUUGGAUAUAUAUUUAACAGUGCUUUAUGGGAUGGUAUUUUAUAUUGAAAUGAUAAGGGACUAAAAGAUUCCUUUUAACAGCUGGUUGUUGAUUCAAAUGUUUUUUGAUGUUUUAUUGCAUAUACUGCUUCAUCCAUUUUUAAAACUUUGCCUAGAUGUUUUACAAAACAAUGUAACAGCUUAAAAACAAAUACAUGCAAAAUUGACUGAAUUCUCCUUGUAUUAUUAUAUUUUCAAAAAAAGCUCGUCAGAGACAAAAAUAUGUAUUAAAGAGGAAACGUGUUCUUUGAGGAAUAGACUUCUGACUUGAUUGCUUUGGUAAAAGUAUUAGUACACAAUUACAAACCAGAUACCCAAGAGGCAUUUCAUCCAUUUUACAAGUAAAGGGAGGGAUAAUCCAGAAAUGAUGUGAUGUGCUUACUCCUCAGAAUUAGUCAGUUGCUGGUGGGAGGUCCAUGCUGACUCUAAUACUUGUACAAUGCUAGAACAAAGUAUCUUUACAAAAUACACUGCAUUACUGACUUAACCAUAACUGUGUAGCAUAAGCAGCUAUGGUCUGUAUUUUUUGGUAUGUACCAGUUGACAUGGAAAUAUUGGUGUUUUAAAAUUGGAGAAAGCACAGUCUGUAUGUCUGUUCUGGUUGAAGUGGCCUAUCUAUCUAUCUAUCUAUCUAUCUAUCUAUCUAUCUAUCUAUCUAUCUAUCUAUCUAUAUAAUUUUUUUUUUUUUAAAUGUACUUAGAGUUUGGGCCUAUAGAUUUUGAAAAUUGAGUAUUUUGUGAUUCUUGAUCUUGUGUCUUUUGCUUGAUAAUUACAUUUAUUUUCCAAGAUAAAAUAAUUUAGAUAAGUAAUGCAGUUCUUCAAAACCAGAACUCAUAACAGCAUCAUUAAAAUGAUAAUGGCAUUAAAACUGGUUUUUAUUAUAUCAGGUUCUUACCCAAGCAAUUAUACCUCAUUUCGGACUUUUCCCUAAUUGCAUGUUUGUCAUUCUCUAUUUGUAAAGCAGUACAGUGCAGUAUGGACCGCCAUAUUUUCCGGCACGAGGAAUAUUUGAAAAGAAAAUUUUAUUAACUCUGAAAUACUAUUCAUUACAAUGUCCAUUUAUAGUAUUCACAUGUUACUUUCCCAAAAUUAAGGCAGAAGCACAGUUUCAAAUAUUUUUCCUGGUAAUUGUACUAAUUUGUUACAAUCAGUUGUACAACUGGACAAUUAAGACUACAAUAAUCCAUCUUGGAUUCAUAUUUAUCCAUAAUUUCUGACUAUCAUAUUAUUGAACUUUAAUCAGCACAUAGCUGUUACAAUGGAUGUGUAUUUCAGCAGUGACAUGACCACGCUUUAUGGUGGUUACACACAUUGGUACACUGAAUAUGUGUUGAGGUGUCACUUUAUCACCACUAUACUGGGCUGUUUAUUGUCCCAAAGAGAAGAACAUUUUUCAUGGUCCACAAAGUUGUCCGAGCAAUUGAUGGCUUUUUAUUACAUUUUUAGGUUCAAAGUUGUUAAUUUUUUUAUAUCUAUUAAUUUUAGUUAUUUUUCAUUUUAUUUGAUCUCUUGCACUAAAAAAAUCAUGAUAAAUUUUGCAAGAACUUGCAGCCAUAUAAGAAAAAAAUCAAACAUUGUCAAUUUAUUUUAGUGAACAAUUCCUCCUUUUUUUUUUUUUUUUUUUUUUUUGCAAAGGGGAAAUCAUAGAGUCUGAUUUCUGAUGUAGCAGAUUUUUCCACAUGCUGUGUUUACUGUCUACUACAGAACUCAGGUGAAGAACAUCUGGGGGCUUUGUCUUAACUGCUUAAAGACACUUUGUUAAAUAUAAAAUUGUGGAAAGUGAGGCUGGCAAGUGUCAAAUUCCUUAAUGUGUUUAAAGAACAUUUUCCAUUCAAUUGCCUAAUAAACUUCUAAAUUGCA
Messenger RNA from Silurus meridionalis, 4694 nucleotides. It is a transcript of the gene prkaa1, whose product is annotated as protein kinase, AMP-activated, alpha 1 catalytic subunit. Gene Ontology annotation, molecular function: protein serine/threonine kinase activity; ATP binding. The coding region runs from base 130 to 1857 and encodes 575 amino acids. Gene Ontology annotation, biological process: intracellular signal transduction; protein phosphorylation. The transcript is spliced from 10 exons. Gene Ontology annotation, cellular component: cytoplasm. Lineage: Eukaryota; Metazoa; Chordata; Actinopteri; Siluriformes; Siluridae. The record is from RefSeq and is a predicted model, not a curated record.